AUGCCUGGGCUUGCUGCAGGAAGCGAUGCCUCUUCUAAAGACCAUGUUCCUUCAACUCCUAAGAAGCGAGGUGGUGGAGAAAGCGUAAGAGACACCACCAAGAAAGCUUACUACAACUAUGAGAUGCCGAAGCAGGGUCACCCAGAUACUGGUGUCUCUUCCGAGGCUGGGGGCUCUGUGAAUAUGUUCCUCAAGGACAUCUUUGAGCGCGUCGCGAGGGAAGCGUCGCGCCUGGCGCACUACAACAAGCGCUCCACCGACGCAUCCCAGGAGCUCCACACAGCCAUGCGCUUAUUGCUGCCUCAAGAGCUGGCCAAGCAUGCAGGGUCCAAGGACACCAAGGCUGCUACCAAGUACACCUGUGCCAAGCGAGUUUGA
This is a messenger RNA of Marmota monax (woodchuck), 378 nucleotides long. Its product is annotated as late histone H2B.L4-like. Gene Ontology annotation, cellular component: nucleosome. Gene Ontology annotation, molecular function: structural constituent of chromatin; DNA binding; protein heterodimerization activity. The transcript has a single exon. The record is from RefSeq and is a predicted model, not a curated record. NCBI's taxonomy places the organism in Eukaryota, Metazoa, Chordata, Mammalia, Rodentia, Sciuridae. Bases 1 to 378 code for a protein of 125 amino acids.